UCCCAGUAAGGAGAAUGCAGACCAUAAAGUGUGAUGGGGAAGUGGGUAAAACCUUUCUCCUCAUCUCUUACACGACCAGUGCUUUUAAAGAAAAAUACCUUUCUGCACUGUUUGACAAUUACACUGGUGACAUAAGUGUUGAUGGGCACACGGUGACCCUCACUCUGUGGGACACAGCAGGCCGUGAGGGAUAUGAGCAGCUGCGUCCCCUCGCCUAUGCUCAGGCAGAUGUUUUUGUAGUCUGCUUCUCUAUUGGCAGCCCUUCCUCUUACGCUAACGUCAGGCUCAAGUGGAAACCCGAAGUGUCUCAGCAAUGCCCCAAAGUGCCAAUCCUACUGCUGGGCACCAAGUCGGAUCUGAGAGAUGAUGAAGAAACAGUGAAGAAGUUAAAGGAGCAGGGUUUGGCGCCCACCACCCAUCAGCAGGGGGACAUCCUGGCCAAGCAGAUCGGGGCCGUUAAAUACAUGGAGUGUUCUGCUCUGCAGCAGGAAAACAUUAGGGAGGUUUUUGAGGAAGCUGCUAGGGUGGUGUUGUUUCCAGCCCCUAAAAAGAAUUGUGAAAAGUGUGCGCUGCUGUAAUAAAUAGUUCCCAGAUUUGGACAAUGGAGAGGAAUAAUGAAGAUCAACAGAUGCAAAGGCACGCAGAGGAACAAAGGAGGUUAUCUGACGUCUUCCUCACUUUGCUUUCUCCUGUGUUACGCCUUUCUUCCUUAUUCAUCUCUUGUGGUGCAGCUAAGGACAAAAGCAAUGCAACAGAGCACAUGCCAUGUAUUAAUUUGUUCUUGGCUUUGUUUUUAAAUUGUUUUACGUUUUAAGUCCUUAGAGUAUGCGUCUUACACUAACGUAUUACUUUAUAAAGAAAUUACAAUAUAUUAUAUUUGAAUUAGAAAGAAACAAAGAUACCACGCUUUUCAACUUGUUCAGAUUUUGUGAAAUUACCCCCAGACCUCAGUCUUUUAUUGAGGUUUUAUGUGAACACAGGGUAAAGUGGACAGAUAAUGAUGCAAGUUUUUUUCCUCCGUCUCUCUUUUCAGAAUGAAAAUUCUAAAAGGUUCAGCCUACACAUAUAUGAACUUAGCAGGAAGUCUUUUGUGGCAUAUUUCUAAGAGAUUUGCAAGAGAGACUAAAAUUUCUGCACAUUCUUCUCUGCAAAAUAUCUCAAGCUCAGUUGGAUUGAAUGGACAGCGAUUUUCAAUUCUUGCGCAGGAUUUGUAAUCAAACUGAAGUCUGGACUUUAACUGCGCCAUUCCCACACUCAAACAUGCUUUGCUCUAAACCACUCCACUGUAGCUCUGCCUGUGUGGCAUCGUUUUAUAUUUUUACUCUCAAUUCUUUUCCAGCCUCUGACAGGUUUUCUUCUGGGUUUUCUGUUUAUUUAACAUCAUCCAUUGUUCUGUCAACUCUGACCAGCUUCUCUGUUAAAGCUCAACGAGAGCUUCCCUUCAGUGUGAUAAUGACACCAUUAUCUUUGAUGGUGGCAUUCAAUGUUAGUAAUCCUAUGUAUGGACUGUAAAGAUGGUAACUGGAUUGUAUUUAGCAGUAUCAGAGUUCAAGGGCUGGAUGAAAAAAAAGAAUAAAUGUUUUUAUUUGUAUAAACAUAUAUACAUAUUUUAUAUCCUUCUCAUUUCACUAUAUAGGUAUGCACUGCUUUAUAAGUGUAUCCCAAAAAUACUGUUACUCUGUAUUUAGGUUUCUUUUUGAAAGAUGAGAAAAUGUGAAAAGUUUAAUGGAUAUGAAUGCUUUUGCCAGGCGCUGCAGUUGCACAACCCCACUUUGCAAAUACUGGAACAAUGAAGUCAUAUGAAGGUGAAAGAUGAUACUGAGUCACAUUGUUGAUGUAAGACAAAAAGAAAUCCCCCAAGUAAAGUACUCUGAAGUCCUUUGGGAAAUGUUUA
Xiphophorus hellerii (green swordtail) is the source of this 1894-nucleotide messenger RNA. Its product is annotated as rho-related GTP-binding protein RhoG-like. NCBI's taxonomy places the organism in Eukaryota, Metazoa, Chordata, Actinopteri, Cyprinodontiformes, Poeciliidae. The record is from RefSeq and is a predicted model, not a curated record. Gene Ontology annotation, molecular function: GTPase activity; GTP binding. Gene Ontology annotation, biological process: small GTPase-mediated signal transduction.